This is a messenger RNA of Piliocolobus tephrosceles (Ugandan red Colobus), 2463 nucleotides long. RefSeq names its product EF-hand calcium binding domain 7 (gene EFCAB7). The transcript is spliced from 14 exons. Gene Ontology annotation, molecular function: calcium ion binding. Gene Ontology annotation, cellular component: ciliary membrane; plasma membrane protein complex. The record is from RefSeq and is a predicted model, not a curated record. Bases 392 to 2281 code for a protein of 629 amino acids. NCBI's taxonomy places the organism in Eukaryota, Metazoa, Chordata, Mammalia, Primates, Cercopithecidae. Gene Ontology annotation, biological process: positive regulation of protein localization to ciliary membrane.
GUCACGCCCACCGCGGCCGGGCGGAAACACCCUCCCCGCGACGAAGGAUCCGGAUGUGAGAGAGCAAAGGAGCGGGAGGGGAGUUUAGGCCCAAGACAGCACCCAGUUUCUGCUGGGUAUAACAGAGCACUCUCUCUCUCACUACUCUGGCCAUACCGCGGCUCCUCUAUCUGGCCCCGCGAUAGAGGAGCAGCACAGCUGUCUAUCAGCGCUUCCUAGAUUUCUAGCCGGAUCCUUUGGGGAAGGGCUCUGCAUCUUAUUUCCGGCGGCGGUGAGGUGCAGUUGCCAUGGUGAUUAGAGAAAGGCCGAGAUCUGUCCGGCUGCGGUGAGGGGAACGCGGAAUCGCCGAAGAGAAUUGACUGCGCUUCCUUGUUUGUGAGCUAGAAUUAGAAUGGCGAUCAGUCCACGAAGCGAUGCAACUUUCUCCAGUCAGAAAUCAACACCUUCAGAGAGUCCUCGAACAAAGAAAUUUCCACUAACUGAAGAGGAAAUAUUUUAUAUGAAUUGUAGAGCUGCCUACUUAACUGUCUUCAAAAGCAGCUUGGAAAACAUUAUUUCUAAAGAUCAGCUUUACUUGGCUCUUCAGCAUGCAGGAAGAAAUCCAUCCCAAAAGACCAUUAAUAAGUAUUGGACUCCUCAAACUGCCAAACUGAAUUUUGAUGAUUUUUGUAUAAUUUUAAGGAAGGAAAAACCUACUUCAAAAGCAGAACUACUAAAAUCAUUUAAGCAGUUAGAUGUAAAUGAUGAUGGCUGUAUUUUACACACUGACCUUUAUAAAUUUCUAACGAAGAGAGGUGAGAAGAUGACUCGAGAAGAAGUAAAUGCCAUAAUAAAUUUGACUGAUGUAAAUGCUGAUGGCAAAUUUGACUACAUCAAGUUUUGUAAAUUAUAUAUGACAACCAACGAGCAAUGUCUCAAGACUACACUAGAAAAACUAGAGGUUGAUAGUAAACUGAGGCGUCACCAGUUUGGAAACCACAUUGAAGGGUCCCCUGAAAGGGACCCAUCACCAGUACCAAAACCAUCACCUAAAACCAUAAGAAAAACCGAUCAGGAAACAUUCUCAAAUAAAGGUGACACCAGGAGUUCUUUACUGUCAGCAACCAGGAAGUUCAAAACAUCUGUUUCCUUCACAGUUACCAUGGGGGCUAAUGGUAACCGAAACUCAAAGUUAACGGAGCCAAAUUUAAUAAAGGACUGGCAAUACAUGCAAUCAAAAGGUUGCUUCUUCUUAGAAGAAGAUGGUGAAAUCAUUAGUCAUCAGUACAGGAUGCAAAUAGCACAGAGGUCCAUGGUUUAUCUAACAAUUAAGCCAUUAAAUCUGAGUCAAGUUGAAGGAAAACCAUCCCCUUGGUUAUCCAUUGAUACUGCCUUGUAUAUUCUCAAGGAAAAUGAGAGUCAAGCAAAUCUACAGCUUGUGUGUUUUACUGAACUACGAAAUAGAGAAGUGUUUGGAUGGACUGGUGAACUAGGACCUGGAAUUUACUGGUUAAUUCCUUCCACAACUGGCUGUAGGCUGAGGAAAAAAAUAAAACCAGUAACAGAUGAAGCCCAACUUGUAUACAGAGAUGAAACAGGGAAAUUAUUCCUUACAAAGGAAUUUAAAUCUACUUUAUCAGAUAUAUUUGAAGUAAUUGAUUUAGAUGGAAAUGGUCUUCUUAGCCUUGAAGAAUAUAAUUUUUUUGAAUUAAGAACAAGUGGUGAGAAAUGUGAUGAAGAUGCUUGGGCUGUCUGCAGAGAGAAUUUUGAUACAAAGAGGAAUGAACUAACAAGACAAGGAUUUAUGGAUUUGAAUCUAAUGGAAGCUAAUGAUCGAGAAGGAGAUCCUUGUGACCUUUGGGUAACUCUACACUCUAUGGGCUACAAUAAAGCUCUGGAGUUGACAGAGGCAUGUCCAUUUGUCAUUGAUAUCUAUGCAGAAAAAUGCAAGCCAAAAAUUAAAGCUGUCCAUAUGGAGGCAUGCAGUGGACAACUUGAGAAGGCCAUUUGUAAAUCUGUUCUUAGCAAGGGUGAUGCCAAAGUAAUGGAUGGCUAUGAAAAUAUAAUCGUGCAUACUUACAGUUGUGACACCUGGAUAACGUCAGUUAUUGAAAACAAGUCAGAUGAGAAAGUGAUUAUUCACAUCAACAAUGAGCUAAGUAAAAACUGCGUAAACAACAGAGGACUCAACAUAUUUGCGGUAGAAGUGGGACCCAAAUCUACAAUGGUUUGUCAACAUGUAAUGCCUCUGAAUGAACGACAAGAAUGGAUAUAUUAUUGUAUAUAUUCUCUUAUUUCUUAAAUAAUUAUACUUAGAACUUACCAAACUAAGAAUUAUUUCAGAUUUAGUCUGUUAUUUAUUAAACAACUAAAUGUUACUUAAUUUAACUGAUGUACCUAAAUAAUAAUCUAUUCAAUUUAUAUGCAUUUUCAUUUUAUGUCAAUGCUAUGUACCUUAUUAUUAAAAUAUACGUAAUGCUUUCA